AUGAUACGUUUCACGAGCGUUGCAUUGGUGUCUGAUCGCUGCACCGCACGCGAAUUAGCAAGUAGACGAACCGAGAUACUAUUCGUGGAUUCCAAUCCACAUGCUGAUUUCCCAUAUAUUUCCUGGAAGUACAGUCUUGAAUAUUUGAUCUUCGCUUCGGCUUUGUGCCUUACCAUGGCUUCACCAAUCGGCCACUACUAUGAGGAACAGCAUGCUGGCUAUGAGGAAGUAGGUGGGCAUGAUCUGGAAGGCCUUCAUCAAAUCGAUCGCGUCUCUUUGGGCGAAGAGCACCAUGGAUAUGAACAUGAAGAAGAGCAUGUUGACUAUUACGCUCCACCGAAAUACGCUUUUAAAUAUGGCGUAAAUGACUUCCAUACUGGAGAUGUAAAAUCACAGCAUGAAUCGCGCGAUGGGGACUCCGUCAAAGGACAAUACUCGUUGGUUGAACCCGAUGGCUCUAUUCGUACUGUGGACUAUUCAGCGGAUAAACAUAACGGCUUCAAUGCCGUUGUGCACAAAACUUCUCCUGUACACCACGAAGAACACCACGAAGGACACUACUAAAGGAACUGACAAAACCGAAUAAUUGUAAUUGAGGCCAAUCAAAACAUUAACAGCAGAAAUGUAGUAGUUAGUUGUAACUUCAAACUGAAUUAGCUAAAUUAUAAAAUAAGAACAGUAAAUACAUAGAAACACGGAAAACACAAUGGGAUUACUUUACAGACGCAGUUAGAUUUUCAUUACUCAAAUAUGCAUACUUCAUCCGCCAUCUUGGGAGGGAAAUAACAUGACUUUAUACUAUUUUAAAUACCUUCGAUUUAAUAUUAAUUUUUCUUGUAUGAAUUGUGGUGAGAGUUUUUUACUUAUAGAGUUUCCUUUGUUUUUUACUAUUUUAAUUGAGUUUGAUGCACUGUGAUAACGUUAAUAUUCUCAUAACUCGUUCGAGUGUUCAUUACUAUAACUAUUGCCAUUAGCACCACUGCCAGUAACAACAACACCACUUUAACUCAUAUGUAUGUAAUAUUAAUUUACUGAAAUAUUAAAAUGUCAUUAGUCACUACUUCUAACUACUUACUUUAAACUAUCUGCAAACUCAUGAAUUUACCCACUUUAACUCGAACCGGGCAUUGAGCCUUGUACGUACGCGCAUAAAGGACUUGAAAGACUUGUCGUAUGGAUUAUAAAUUUUAUUUGUAUUCUCAUAUCUCUUUAUAUUUUUAAUAAUAGCUGUGUUCAAACACUACAUCACUGAAGACUUAUUGCAUGUAAUUUUAUU
Messenger RNA from Anastrepha obliqua, 1276 nucleotides. RefSeq names its product adult-specific cuticular protein ACP-22 (gene Cpr66Cb). Gene Ontology annotation, cellular component: extracellular matrix. Lineage: Eukaryota; Metazoa; Arthropoda; Insecta; Diptera; Tephritidae. Bases 1 to 564 code for a protein of 187 amino acids. The transcript has 4 exons. The record is from RefSeq and is a predicted model, not a curated record.